ACAGGAUGACCUCGCACUUUUUAUUUUUCGACGGUUCGCCUUCAGCUGGAACGAUCCAAGUUUGGCAUGCUCACACAAUUCUUUUACCCUAGAACCAAACCGGAUUUGUUCGUUCGUUCAUAGUGGAUGUUGAUCACCUGGUCAUCGACGUCCUCCACAUUUGAGGUCUUACCAAUCUGACUAGUGACGCUAAUGGCUUCUCUGGUAGCGUGUAGCUUACAUGGCUCGAUAUACUAUUCUUGGACGGUAACGUGUAGAUGUCUAUUCUUAAGAUUUUGGAGACGGGUUCGUCCUAAGGUUUUCAAGGGGUAUAAAUGGUCGGUAUGCCUGCAGUCUCGGAGAACUUUUACUUCAGCCAUCGUAACUGCAGAUACGUACCUCUCAAAGACUUAAGAGACUCGAAAUCUAAGGAAACAAACAUCGCAAACGCCGAAAAUUCGUCAACUUUAGUCAUUUCAUUAUGAAGCCAACAUUCGCUUCUAUUCUGGCCAUCUUCACGGCUACUGUCUCAUCCCUUCCAACUUCACAAAAUGCCCCAGCUUCUACACAGACGGCUACGGUCUCAUUCAGCAACGACCAGACGGGCGCGCAUGCUCCUGUCGUAGCUCCACUUGACGGAACGAUCAUCAAUCUCUACAAUGCCCUCACAGGGACACCCGUUGGCGUGCCGGUGCAAGUUCUCGCAUCUAGCGUUCAACUCGUUCAAUUCCCAGGAACUGUCAACUGCGUCAUAACCAAUAUCAGUGGUCAAGUCAUCGGAACCUUAACGGCCGAGCACACGUACGCCGAUCUUGACGGCACGAGCUCGGCAAUACCUGUCAACCUGGCCGGCGCUACGAUGCAAUGCUCCUCCUGAUUAUUUCUCGGACUAUGAUGUGAGGGUUUUAUGCUGAUUGAAUUUCUUCUGUCAAUAUUGUCGGUCAUCUAAAUUUGUUAAUUUACUGCAUGGGUUAGAAGACAUAUAGAUCAUAACAAUACCACGAUUCAAAAUUUCC
Verruconis gallopava is the source of this 995-nucleotide messenger RNA. RefSeq lists its product as uncharacterized. The transcript has a single exon. NCBI's taxonomy places the organism in Eukaryota, Fungi, Ascomycota, Dothideomycetes, Venturiales, Sympoventuriaceae. The coding region runs from base 461 to 856 and encodes 131 amino acids. The record is from RefSeq and is a predicted model, not a curated record.